Molecule: messenger RNA, 2539 nt
Organism: Linum trigynum
Lineage: Eukaryota; Viridiplantae; Streptophyta; Magnoliopsida; Malpighiales; Linaceae
Source: the annotation of a GenBank genome assembly
GGUCCAAGAUAGGGUCAGUAACCACUGGUUACUGACCCAUCAGUAACCACACGGGAGCCGUAGGAUUGGGAAUGGAGCAAUCGUGUGGCUGAGCUGGAUGUGGGGUGGGGAGGCGCAUUUUUGUCCGUUUUUGUAUUUUUUAAAUUUUUUUUAUUCAUUCCGCAUUUCAAUGGCUGACUUUUCAAUGAAAGAGAGAAUGCAUUUUCUCUGCAACUCAACUUUCUUCCUUCUCUCUUCUUAUCUUUCAAUCUCUUUCCAGAUCUUUUCUCUUUCUCUAUUCUUUCUCUCUUACUUUUUCUUUCACAAUCUCCUUUUCAAAUUUAGAUCUGCUCUCUUCCUCCUUCAUUUUUUUUCUCUAGCAAUCGACGAAUAAAAAUUUUAGCCACUCUCUUUCUUUGCAUUUCUUCUCUUCAUCAACUCGUUGGCCUCAAUUCUGAUCUUUCUCAUUUUUUGGGCAUUUUGGUGUUCUUGAUUGAGGAAGAGGAAAUGAGAGGCAUCAGAAGACGAUUUUUUCUCUCCCUCCUUCUGUUUUUUUUCCUUUUAGAUAAUAUAUAUUGAUAUUAUGACUCUAUACCAUAUGGUAUUGGGUGGUAACGAAAUAUAUAUUGAUAUUACCACACUAUACCCUAUGGUAAUGUAUGGUAUUGCGUGGUAACGAAAUAUAUAUUGAUAUUACCACUCUAUACCAUAUGGUAUUGUGUGAUAUUACCAUACUAUACCAUAUGAUAUUGUGUGGUAACGAAAUAUAUAUUGAUAUUACCACACUAUACCAUAUGGUAUUGGGUGGUAACGAAAUAUAUAUUGAUAUUACCACACUAUACCAUAUGGUAUUUGGUGGUAAUGAAAUAUAUAUUGAUAUUACCACACUAUACCCUAUGGUAAUGUAUGGUAUUGCGUGGUAACGAAAUAUAUAUUGAUAUUACCACUCUAUACCAUAUGGUAUUGUGUGAUAUUACCACACUAUACCAUAUGGUAUUGGGUGGUAACGAUAUAUAUAUUGAUAUUACCACACUAUACCAUAUGGUAUUGGGUGGUAACGACAUAUAUAUUGAUAUUACCACACUAUACCAUAUGGUAUAGACUGGUAAUAACUGGAAAAAAAAUUUGUGUCAAAAAAAUAUUAAAGUGGAUAUCAUUUUGAAGAGCAUAAUUAAUCUGAUCUAACUGUGCAAAAAAAAAAAAAAUUUCGACUUAAAACGAGUGAGAAAUCGUCCGUUAAAGAUUAAGAGAAGGAAAAUUAAAGGUUUUUCGAUGAGAGAGAAGGAGGUCCUGAUGUGGUCGGUCAAAAGUCAGCGCGUCAGCGCGUCAGCAAUAAAUAGGGAAUAAGUGCAUUUUACCUUACUGCCCUUCCGCAUUUAAUUUAAAUAAAAAAGUAGACUGACACGUGGAGAUCAGAGAAUGGGUUACUGAUGGGUUACUGACCCAUCAGUUACUGACACGAUCCGCUCCCAGCAUGCAUCGUAACCCAUGUGAUACAAAAAUGGUAAAAUUUACAAUGACAACUAUACAUUAAUAAAAGUGGCAAUAACUUUUUUGUCAUAUACAAUAACGUUUUAGUAUGACAUUUUCAAGACUUCAAGACACUAUAGUACAAGAUUAUUCUACUACUUCAUUGCAAUUAAGUUAUGAAUGUAUGUUAAAUUAUUUUUUUCAUAGAUGUGAUUUGAUUGUUUGUGAGAAACCUUUUCUAACCCUUAAUCAAAUUCCGCAGGAUUCUAUCACUCUGCCAUCAUGAACACCCACGUCCUGAAACCCACACCGUCACCGGUAGGAGGCAACUCGGCCGAAACGACGACGUACCAUCUCUGGGAAGAGGCGCAGAAGGCGUACAAGGCAUUCCGGAGCUACAAGGAAAGCGACAGGCAGUUCACUGACAUGGCGGACAUCAACUUCCUGAUGACCACCGCCCUCGACAACCCUUCCCUCACUCCUUCCUCCGCCCUCAGGACGUCCCUCCUGUCCGUCUUCGAGGACACCAUCGUUGACGACAACUCCGGCGGCGCCGCCGCCAGGGACGCGGUGGGGGUGGAGGAUUACAUGGGCUGCGCCUCUGUUCACGGCAUUGGGCCUUCCCUCGCCGUGUUCGACACGAUCCGGGAGGGGAAGCUGGACUGCGUCUGUGUUUACCCUUCGCCGCUGCAUUCCAGGGAGCAGAUGGUGGAGUUUGUGGACAAGAUGAAGAGCGUUCUUGUGAGUUGUUGAGAGAGAAAGAGAGGGUUUGGAUCAGGUGGGUGAGUUCGGGCUGGGUUUUUCCGGGUAAUUUUGGAUCCCCGGUUGUUGCUCUUGUUAUGUGUAGUAGAAUAACUGAAUAAGUGCCGCCUAGGCAACGCCGCGCCGGCGAGAACAUUGGUUGCAAGGGAGAGGUUGGUUUUUAUAUUAACUAGUUUAUAAACUAAGCCAGAUCGUUGGCCGGAAUGUUUGUAUUUGAUUUUCUACAUUUUAUAUUUUUAUGUUAUGUUUAAUUUUAUCAACUCAUUUAAUUUUAUUGACAAUCUUUCAAUGUUCGAUCGAUACAUAAAAAUGAAUGUGUAUGUUGAAU